GGCAAUAUUGGAUUUCUGCUGGUGUUGCUGCUGCGAGGACGACGGGUGGCAGCGGCUAAGAAAGAAGAAAGACGUGGCAGCAAGCGGGAAUCGGGGAUAGUGUCGUCGGUUCGGUAAAGUUUUGUUCUCUGAUUUGGGGAUAUUCCCUGCCCAAAAAAUUCCUGGAAAAUUGACUAGUAUUAAGUGUGAGUAAAAGGUGUCCACUUUUUUUUAAGUUUUGAUUUUAGUUUUGUCUUAGAUAGUAUUUGGCAAGAUUUAGCCUAGAAAUUAUGUAGUAUUUAUUACAUGAGAAUCAAAAUUGCUUUGUUACUGGGCUGGUUUCAAAAUUUAGAACUCAUUUCAGUGUAUCAAAAUAGCUUUUUUUGUUUUUGUUUUUGAAAUUCUAAAAUGGUAACUGUACCAUUGUGAAAUGAAAUUUCAGCUCCAAAAGUUUACCCUUUACUUACUGGAGUAAAUGGAUGAUUACAACAUCUUUAGUCAUAGCCAUUAGUAAUUAAGUAUUUGGAACUAGGCUGCCUAAGCAAGCCUUAGUUGGGCCAUUGUUGAAUGGCAUGUCACUGACAUUGGUGUUCAUGUAAAAGAAGAAAAAAUACUCCCUUAGAUACAAAUCUUCUGUGUUUGACAGUGCCAGAUCAGGAUGGCUAUAAUGCUGCUUUGCCUUCUACAACUUGCUGCACCGCUCUACAGUUACUCUAUAACUAUACGUUUCUAUCUUUUUUGGUUAAACACUCCCUGAGGAGGAGGAUGAUAUACAUACAACCAUGUUAUACACAUUCAUAUAUGUGUAAGGAUUUCCCCUCAUCUUUUCUGGGCUGGACAAAAUUUAGUGUAACAUUAGUUUCAUGAUACUUUUGAUGUAAGUUCACUAUUUUUAUAAUGAACCCAAAUCUAAAGGCUUUUAUAGUGUCUUUUGAAAGCUUACCCAGAUGUUUUAUUUCUACACAUUUGUGUAUAUGUGUGUGUGUGUAUAAGCCAGUUAGUAUCUAUAUAUAUGUAUAUUAUAUACAUAAAACAUUUUAUAUUUUUACAUACAAGUAUGCUUUUAUUAUACAGAUAAUAAAGAUCGGGGAAGGUUUCUGUUUUUUUCUUAAUAGGUGAAGAAAUCUUGAAGACCAGAAAUUGGAUCUUAUUGAAUUUUUUUUUUUUUUUUAAAUUUUUUCUUUUACUCUUUUCUUUUUAAAUUAUAUUGUUCGGCUAUGGAAGAUGGAUUUUUUUUUUUUUUUUUAAUAACCCUUUGAAUCUCAAGUUCAUUUUUAAAUGAACUUGCUUUUUGUUUUUGAGGAGAUAACUAACCCUAGCUGUCUCCAGUCUGACAAAGGUUAUUCGAAUGGACUUAAUCUCCCAGUAGUUUGGAGAUGUUUUAGAAGCACAUCCUGUGUUUGAAUUGUGGCUGAGAGGUUUCCUUGGCAAUGUGAGGAGGAAAAUUCUUUCUGCCUCAUUAUUAUUAAUUCAUGGAUUGAGUGUUGGUUCGACCUACAGGAGUAAUAGAUUGGAACUCAGUGAAGACCCAGACGUUCCUUUUGAGAUCAGCCAGCUAAUGAUUGCAUUUUAAAGACGAUUUCUGUGAUUGAGUGUAUUCUUGUGGAAGAUUGAACCUGUUUCAAGAGGAGUUGGAGCUGGUCCCCCCCUUGAGGAAGCAGUGGCUUGCUUCAAAAAGCCACUUCUGAUCUAAGAAUCUGCUCAGCAUGCCUAAUCAAGGAGAAGACUGCUAUUUUUUUUUCUAUUCUACAUGUACCAAAGGUGACAGCUGCCCAUUCCGUCACUGUGAAGCGGCACUAGGAAAUGAAACUGUUUGCACAUUAUGGCAAGAAGGACGUUGUUUUCGACAGGUGUGCAGGUUUCGACACAUGGAAAUUGAUAAAAAACGCAGUGAGAUUCCUUGUUAUUGGGAAAACCAGCCAGUGGGAUGUCAGAAACUAAACUGCGCUUUCCAUCACAACAGAGGACGCUAUGUUGAAGGCCUUUUCCUACCUCCGAGCAAAACUGUGUUACCCACUGUGCCUGAGUCACCAGAAGAGGAAGUGAAGGCUAGCCAGCUCACAGUUCAACAGAACAAAUUGUCUGUCCAGUCUAAUCCCUCCCCCCAGCUGCGGAGUAUUAUGAAAGUAGAAAGUUCAGAAAAUGUUCCCAGCCCCACACAUCCACCAGUUGUAAUCAAUGCUGCAGAUGAUGAUGAAGAUGACGAUGAUCAGUUUUCUGAGGAAGGUGAUGAAACCAAAAUACCUACACUGCAGUCAACUCCUGAAGUUCAUAAUGGAUUACGAGUGACUUCUGCCCGGAAACCUGGGGUCAGUUUAAAGCAAGGUGAAUGUUUGAAUUUUGGAAUAAAAACUCUUGAGGAAAUCAAAUCAAAGAAAAUGAAGGAAAAAUCCAGGAAGCAAGGUGAAAGUUCUUCCGGAGUUUCCAGCCUUUUACUCCAACCCCAGCCUGUUCCAGGCCCGGAAAAAGAGAAUGUCCGGACUGUGGUGAGGACGGUAACUCUGUCCAGCAAACAAGGAGAAGAACCCUUGGUUAGAUUGAGUCUCACUGAGAGACUGGGGAAACGAAAAUUUUCAGUAGGUGGUGACAACGAUCCUCCGUUAAAGCGUAGCCUUGCACAGAGACUAGGAAAGAAGGUUGAAUCUCCAGAAACUAACACUGACAAAGCAUCAAAGAAAGUUCAAGUCUCCAAGUCUCUGAAGGAGCGAUUAGGCAUGUCUGCUGAUCCAAACAGUGAGGAAGCAGCAGAGAAAGUUACUAAAGUUGGCGAGAUCCAUGUGAAGACAUUAGAAGAAAUUCUUCUUGAAAGAGCUAAUCAGAAACGUGGAGAAUUGCAAACUAAACUUAAGACGGAAGGACCUUCAAAAGCUGAUGAUUCCACUUCAGUAACAAGAAGCUCCUCCAGUAUCCGAAUCAAAACCUUCUCUGAGGUCCUGGCUGAGAAGAAACAUCGGCAGCAGGAAGCAGAGAGACAGAAAAACAAAAAGGAUAUAACUUGCAUCAAGUUAAAGACUGAUAAUGAAAUUAAAAAAACAGUGCUUUUGCCACCCAUGGUUGCCAGCAAAGGACUGUCAGAGGAGCCACUAGGUAAAACCAAAUCAAUACAGGAGGUGCACAUCAAGACGCUGGAGGAAAUUAAACUGGAGAAGGCACUGAGGGUGCAGCAGAACUCUGAGAGCAGCACCAGCUCCCAGCCCCAGCCUGAGGGCACACCAGGGACAAGGCGGCUACUGCGCAUCACCAAAAGAACAGGUGUAAAAGAAGAAAAGAAACUUCAGGAAGGAAGUGAAGUUGCAUCUCAGAGCAGUGUUAAUAGAGCAGAGGCUAAAGAGAUUUCCGAUGAGACCACAGGAAUUGGCGCCACUAAAAUUCAAGUCAGGAGAUGUGAAACCUUGAAAGAGAAGCACAUGCAGAAACAGCAGGAAAAGGGAGCUCCACAAAAGGAAAAAUCAGUUUUGAUACCCCUUCAGGGAGACGUAGCCUCUUGCAAUACUCAACUGCUAGAGAAACCAGUGCUCACAACUGUACCAGGCAUCACUCGGCACCAGACAAAGAGGCUGCCCACAAAGUCAUCCCAGAAGGUGGAGGUAGAAACCUCAGGGAUCGGCGAUUCAAUAUUGAACGUGAAAUGUGCAACACAGCCCUUGGAGAAAAGGGGUAAAGCUAAACCCAAAGUGAAUGUGAAGCCAUCUGUGGUUAAAGUUGUUUCAGCCCCCAAAUUGGCCCCAAAACGCAAGGCAGUAGAGGUUCACCCUGCUGUCAUUGCAGCUGUGAAGCCACUCAGUUCCAGCAGCAUCCUGCAGGAAAGCCCAGCCAAAAGAGCAGCUGUGGCUGUCGUCCCGCUCCUCUCUGAGGACAAGUCAGUCACUGUGCCUGAGACAGAAAAACCUAGGGACAGUCUUGUGCCAUCGCCAACUCAGUCCUCUUCAGAUCCUUCACCUCCAGAAGUAUCAGGCCCUUCCUCAUCCCAAGUGGCUAUGAAAACUCGCCGACUCAGCUCUACUUCAACAGGAAAGCCCCUGCUCUCUGUGGAGGAUGAUUUUGAGAAACUAAUAUGGGAGAUUUCAGGAGGCAAAUUAGAGGCUGAGAUUGACCUGGAUCCUGGGAAGGAUGAAGAUGACCUUUUGCUUGAGCUAUCAGAAAUGAUUGAUAGCUGAAGGUGGUAGUGCAAAAAAAAAAAAAAAAACCUCACCAAAAAACUGGACUUAGUUUCAUCUAUUAUCACAUUUACCCGAGGUGAUCAUUGCGUUAGUCUAGAAUUUGACCCACAUCAGAAGUAUACCUCUGAAUUACCUGUAUGUGUCCCAGAUUCCUUGGGGUCAGAUUUUUAAAGUCACUCAUUUCAUUUUGUUCAUUUGAUGCCAUUGUUUAGCAUCUUUGAAAUAAAGUUCUGUUUUACCUUUCUCUCUGCAAAAAGAGACUGAGAGGAGGAUCCAGGUGAAAGGACGCAAGAGAACUAGUGACUCCUUGAGGUGUUUUGUCAGUUUGGCUUUUUUUUCCCCGUUUGUUGUAUUUCUUUUAUGUAUUGUCUUAAUGUACAUAAUAUUACCUAAAUUUGAAAAGGAUGAAGACAGCUGCUACCAUUAAGGACCAAAUUUCAUGCUACCACUAAACAAAAAAUUCACUGCGUCUAUGUUAAAUUGUAUGUCUUUUUAAAUGUAUUUAGAGAUUCAUCUAAGCUUUAGAGAAGGCUGAGUAGCUUAGGAAGCCAGUAAUCGGGACAUAACUUUGUACCUGAUUUUGAUGCUUCUGCUGCUCUAUAAGCCUCUGAAAAGCAAUAGCUAAUUUAUUAUUACUGUAAUUUUUUAAGGCUUUAAAGUGCCUCUGGGGUUCCCUGAAACUAAUUUUCUAUUUCUGGGAUUUCCUGGAUUCUCUAUAAGAGAUGAUGAUAUGAUUAGAGGAAUUCUUUUUAGUAUGGAAGCUGUCCCUUUUUCAGUACUUGCCUCCUAUUGUGAUUGAAUUAUCAAAGGGACAAAAAUUGGUUAAUUUUUUAUUUCUAACUCUCAGCAAACUCCUCUUGCCUAAUAUUUAUUUGGGUCCCUGUAACUAACUGAGGGGAAAAAAUGAAUUCAUUGAAGCUGCCAAUAUUUAUCUAUGAACUGUAGCAGUACACUGACUUGUACUGUAGCAGGGACAUUGAGAUGCUCGGGGGGUGUAUUGCAUACCUUCCAGUUACACUGUUUUCUUCAUUUCUGAAUUGAAUUUUAUUUUCUUGGUGUUGGUCUCCUUCAUGUCACCUCAAGGGUUUAGACUUGUGAAGGAACAAGUAUGAUGGGGAUAGUAGUCUUGAAAGGAGACAUACUGUACAUAAUCGGAAGGAAAAAGAAAGGACUUACCCAUUUUGAUAUGUUGCUGUAGGUGGCCAGUUUUGUUUCUCAAAGGGAAAUCUGACCCACCUGUCAAGCUGGCUCCUAAGGAACUGCUGUUGUAAACAGCUCAUCAAGAGUUGAACCUCCACGUAGCCAUUUUGGAAAUAUGGAAAAGGAAGAAAGCCACGGGACUGCCUGUUCAGUUUUGGGGAAAUGUGGAUGAUUCUGCACAAGCAAAAAUGACUUGAAAUUUACAAAUAGACACCUCUCUACCAAUCCAUCUUCAGUGACCGAAUGUUGUAUGAUAGCCGUCCAAAGCAGGGGUGGAAUUAAUCUGGUUUCACAACACAUUUUCUACUUUUUUCGUUUUUGGAAUCACCUUACAGAUUCCAGGUCCCUUUUGUAUAUAACCUUUAUUCUUUUGUUUUUUAAAAAUAACUAUGUCAUAUUUAAAUCCCUUGUAUUAGUCAGUGAUUCAUGUUCAGCAUUAUUUCAACCAUUUGCCAUUACAGAAAGAAAUACUUAUUUGUGUUCUAAAUAAAACUGGUGUAG
This is a messenger RNA of Orycteropus afer afer, 5840 nucleotides long. RefSeq names its product zinc finger CCCH-type containing 11A (gene ZC3H11A). The record is from RefSeq and is a predicted model, not a curated record. Lineage: Eukaryota; Metazoa; Chordata; Mammalia; Tubulidentata; Orycteropodidae. Gene Ontology annotation, molecular function: metal ion binding.